This is a messenger RNA of Ipomoea nil (Japanese morning glory), 2736 nucleotides long. RefSeq names its product probable inactive receptor kinase At4g23740. Gene Ontology annotation, biological process: protein phosphorylation. The coding region runs from base 721 to 2607 and encodes 628 amino acids. The transcript is spliced from 2 exons. Gene Ontology annotation, molecular function: protein binding; ATP binding; protein kinase activity. The record is from RefSeq and is a predicted model, not a curated record. Lineage: Eukaryota; Viridiplantae; Streptophyta; Magnoliopsida; Solanales; Convolvulaceae.
GAUGCCAAAUGGGAAACUGGUUUUGAAUGAAAGUAGAAAAAGUUUGACCUAUACUACCCAUCCCUACUAUAUAAAGGAAUGUUGGGCUAUAAAGGAAUGAUUAGUGAGUAAGUUUAGAGGGGCAUGAUGACUUUAUCAUCCCAUUUUUUGAUAUGUGAAUUGUGAAACCCUAGGGCUGAUCAUGGAAUUUUCUGCCCAGAAACCUUUCCCAGCCCCCAAUAAAAGGGGGACAAUAUGGUACUGUACUAUUGCCAUAGCUCACUUCUCCAGGUAGAAAUGGCUGUAAAAUAUGUGAAGUCCUGUCUUUUUACAACUUGUUCUGAAUCAAGUUCUUGGAUUUGGCACUCAUGCUAUAAAACCCAGAUUUUAAAAACCAAAGGGAAAAAAGCAAAAGAGCAAACAACAACAAAAAGAAAAAGCAUGUUCAGAGUUUUCCAGUCUUUCAGGCCCAAAGGGCAAAGGCAAAGAGCCAAAGAUCCCUCCUUUAAAUUAAACAAGAAUUCCCUCUAUUCCUUCCAAACCUUGAGAUCUCCAGUUCUUUAAAUUAAACAAUCUCCAGUGCUUCUCCUCCCCCUUCACAUGCACCUAUAUAUAGUUGUCACCAGUCAGUCUGUGUUUUUUGCUUUAAGGAUUUAAGCUGCCACCCCUUCUUCUUCUUCUUCUUCCUAGCUCCAAAAUGUCUUCAAGAGUUUGAAAUAUUGAUCAAAAAAGAAUCUUGCAAUGGAGGGGGGGCUGAGAAAUGUAUGCUCAUUGGCUCUGCUAUGGUGGGUGUUGGUGCUGUCAGAAGGCAGUGGCACCACCAUUGUUGAUGAGCAAGAUAAGCAGGCAUUGCUGGAGUUUGUUAAAGAACUCCCUCAUUCCAGGGCUCUGAACUGGGAUGAGAGGCUGCCUGUCUGCAAGAAUUGGACUGGAGUGACCUGCAAUGAAGAUGGGUCAAGAGUGAUAGCAUUGAGGCUACCUGGGGUUGGGUUUCAUGGCCCAAUUCCAAACGACACUCUCGGCCGCUUGUCAGCACUGCAGAUCUUGAGCCUCAGAUCCAAUGGCAUCUCUGGGAAUUUCCCUCCAGACUUUGGUAACUUGAAGAACUUGUCUUGUCUUUAUUUGCAGCACAACAAUUUGUCUGGUCCUUUGCCUUCUGAUUUCUCUGUCUGGAAGAAUCUUACUAGUGUUAACCUGUCUAACAAUGGGUUUAAUGGCAGCAUUCCUUAUUCGAUCUCGGGUUUGAGUCGUCUCACUUCCUUAAACCUUGCUAACAAUUCAAUCUCAGGGGAAAUCCCUGACUUGAAUUUGCCUAGGCUGCAGCUUUUGAAUUUGUCUAACAAUGGUCUCACUGGAUUUGUGCCUAAGUCACUUCAAAGGUUUCCCAAAAGUGUGUUUGUUGGAAAUAAUGUUUCUUUCUUAGAUUACACUGUUUCUAGUCCCCCUAUUGUUUCCCUGCCUCCCCAACCAAACCUUAAACCCAACAAAACUGGAAAAUUGAGUGAGAAGGCUUUGCUUGGAACUGUAGUGGCUGGGAGUGUAGUUGCCAUUCUUGGGUUUGGUUUUGUGUUGCUGGUUUGUUGUCUGAGAAGGAAACGCGAUGCGGGUUUCCUGGGGAAACUGGAGAAGGGGCGUAUUAUGUCACCUGAAAAGGCGAUUUCACGGGGGCAAGGUGCGAACAACAAUAGUCUGGUUUUCUUCGAGGGAUGUAACUAUGCGUUCGAUCUAGAGGACCUUCUGAGAGCUUCUGCAGAGGUUCUUGGGAAAGGAACGUUCGGUAUGGCUUACAAAGCGAUACUAGAGGAUGCAACGACGGUGGUGGUGAAGAGGUUGAAGGAAGUGGGGGUUGGGAUGAAGGAAUUCGAGCAGCAAAUGGAGGUUGUGGGAAGCAUAAAACAUGAGAAUGUGAUUGAGCUUAGAGCAUACUACUAUUCCAAAGAAGAGAAGCUCAUUGUCUGUGACUUUUUCAGCCAAGGCAGUGUUGCUGCAAUAUUGCAUGGAAAUAGGGGAGAAAAUAUGGUACCUUUGGAUUGGGAAACGCGGGUAAAGAUAGGCAUAGGUGCAGCAAGGGGAAUUGCGGGGAUCCAUGGAGCAAACGGGGGGAAGAUGGUUCAUGGCAACAUUAAAUCCUCGAACGUCUUUCUGAACUCGAGGCAAUAUGGGUGUGUAGCCGACGUUGGUCUGUCAGCGAUCAUGGGCUCGUUGCCUCCACCCCUAGCACGUGCUGCUGGCUACCGUGCCCCGGAAGUAAUGGACACCAGAAAGGCUACACAGCCGUCUGAUGUGUUCAGCUUUGGCGUGUUGUUGCUUGAGCUCCUCACCGGGAAGUCCCCCGUGCACACGACGAGCGGGGAUGAGAUCAUACAUUUAGUGCGGUGGGUGCAUUCGGUCGUCCGGGAAGAGUGGACAGCGGAAGUGUUUGAUGUGGAGCUGCUCAGGUCUCCAAACAUAGAGGAAGAAAUGGUGGAGAUGUUGCAGAUAGCUCUGUCAUGUGUGGUGAGGAUGCCGGACCAAAGGCCUAAAAUGGGAGAGGUUGUUAAGAUGAUUGAGGGUGUCCGGCAGAUCGAAGCCAAAUCAGAAACAGCAACCUCAAGAACAUCACCUUCUUUGCUUGAGUCUGAUUACUAAAACCUGCAGAUUGAAGAACAGAAACCAGUUAUUCUUCCAGUGGUGCUGAAAUGCUUUUUCACUGCCUCAGUGAAUCCUAUCUGUAUCAUGUUGACUUAAUUAUAAAUUUCAAUUCUUACCUUCACACUA